Messenger RNA from Trichomonas vaginalis G3, 2340 nucleotides. Its product is annotated as guanylate cyclase protein. The transcript has a single exon. The record is from RefSeq and is a predicted model, not a curated record. Gene Ontology annotation, biological process: cGMP biosynthetic process; receptor guanylyl cyclase signaling pathway; intracellular signal transduction. Gene Ontology annotation, molecular function: guanylate cyclase activity; peptide receptor activity. Bases 1 to 2340 code for a protein of 779 amino acids. Lineage: Eukaryota; Parabasalia; Trichomonadida; Trichomonadidae.
AUGACAACAGUAGCAGAUGUUUCAUAUAUGGUUGCAAAUCAUGUAGGAAAAUUGUGUGAUUUGACAGAGAUUACUCCAGAAGUUGCAAGCGGACCAGACUCUUUGACUUCAAGAAAUAACAAUCAAUUAUCAUUAGUAGCAAUGAACAAUGCUUUACUAACAAUGAUUGAAUAUUUGAAAUUUAUUAAUACAACAAAUCAAAGAAUCUUUCUUGUUGUAAUCAUUGUCUUGAUUAUAGUCAAUAUUAUCAGCUAUUUUCUAAUCUAUUACUUGCAAUUCUCAAGGUUGCAAAUAAACAGAAAUCAAAUUUUGCUCACAUUGACAACUUUACCCAAAACUGUUAUUUCAUCUGUUUCUGCAAGUCUUAACAAACUCAAAGAUGGACAUGAAAGAACAUCUUCAAUGAUGGACUCAUCAGCUGAUGAAGAAACUAAUAGACAAGAAGAUAGUAUCAUUAAAUUAUUUGCAUCAGUAUCUGACGGAUCUGCAAAUACAUCAGUUGAAGUUUCAAACUUCUUGUGCUUCUUAGUUGUAAUUGUUUUAGGUUGCAUUAUGUAUUAUGUUUCAAUGAAUGCUUAUAGAAAAGGAAUGAAGAAUCUCCUUUAUAAUUCACAUCAUAUUAAUUAUUUAUAUGGUUCAGUUUCAUACAUUUAUUCCGUAAUGGCAAGCAUUUUCAAAAUUGCUUUAGCCAAAUAUGAUGAUGUUUUUGCAAACUCAAUAAUUUCUCUUGAUGAUGAAAUCCAAAAUAUUGGAGAUAGAAUUCCGUUUCUUGUCUCUUACUUUCAAAUGAUUAGAUUAGGUGGAAGUGAUGUUAGAGAAGUUCCAUUCCCUGAAAUGGAAAAGUACAUCAAUAUUGCAUCAAAUGAAUUAACAUGCACCAAUAUAACACAUCCUCCAUCUACCAUUCUUGAUAGCACACAUUGUUUAUCAGCUGCUCAACAACUAUAUGUUGCCACUACAUAUAUGAAUAAGUACUACGGAUUAAUGAAAAAAGACAAUCCAAUUUACCAUGAUCCAACAUCAACAACAUUUAUGCAAUUAUGGCAAAUUGGCCCCGUUGAACUUUAUAUUACUUUCUUUAAUCCAGCAGAAAAUGAAAUCAUUCCGAUUAUUACAAAUAAUAUUGAUACCCAAGGCACCAAACAAAUUAUUUAUUCAGUUAUUAUCGUUGUUAUUACAUUUCUUUUCUCAAUAAGAAUUAUUAUUGGUGCAAAGAAUGAGAAUGAUUUAUUGAAGUUCACUGUCAAGUUGUUCAUGAGAUGUCCUCCAACAACAGUGUUAAAUAAUAGCAGAAUUAUGGAGUUGCUCGCAGGAAAUUACAAUAGUAUGGUUGAUGAACAGUCAGACAAACACCUUUGGUUCACAAAUGAAGUUGUCAACAAGCUUAAUGAUGUUGUCAUUGUUUGUCAGGAAGAAACUGGAAAGAUCAUCACAGUCAAUUCCGCAUUCGAAGAAUUGUUCGGAAUCAAGCAAUCAGAAAUCGAGAACACAAGUGUCAAAGACUUCUUUGUUGAGUCACGAUUCAGCUGUAGUGAGAGUCUUGAUAAGAUCUUCACUAACACACUUAACGUCAUCUUCAAGAAGUCAGAUAGCGAUAAAGUCUAUCUUGAGUUUUCAUCAACAAGUGUCAGUGGUCGUAAGAUCUUCUCAGGCAGAGACCAGACACAGAACGUCAUGCACGAGAAGCUUAUUGCUGACGAGAAGAAGAAGUCCGACAGCAUGCUUGCAUCUAUCCUUCCACCAAUGCUUGUUCCACGUGUUCAAGCAGGCGAGAAGAACAUCUCAUUCAGUGUUCAAUCAGCAACAGUCCUCUUCUUAGAUGUUGUUGAGUUCACACCAUGGUGUGGCAGCCACGAUGCACAGUAUGUCAUGCGUAUGUUGAACAUCAUGUUCAAAGAGUUCGAUGCUAUCACAAAUGCACACAAGACAAUGACAAAGAUCAAGUGCAUUGGUGACUGCCACAUGGCAGCUGGUGGCAUCUUCGAUGAAGUUAACCAACCAGCCGUUCAUGCGAAAGAAGUUGUUGACUUCGGCACAUUAGUCAUCAAGAAACUUCUUGACAUCGAUGAGAGUGAGAACGAGAAACUUCGUAUCCGUGUUGGUAUCAACACCGGUGGUCAUAUUGUUGCUGGUGUUAUUGGCACAGAGAAACCAACAUUUGAAAUCCUUGGUCCAGCUAUCAACAUCGCACACGAGAUGGAGAACAAAGGUGUUCCAAUGAAAGUUCACAUUUCACGUCCAGUCUAUGAACUUAUCUAUGGUCAACAGUUCGACAUCAAAGAACGUGGUGAAAUCGACGUCAAAGGCGGCAAGAUGUUCACAUAUCUUGUCGAACCAUAA